This is a messenger RNA of Filobasidium floriforme, 1248 nucleotides long. RefSeq lists its product as uncharacterized. The coding region runs from base 91 to 984 and encodes 297 amino acids. Lineage: Eukaryota; Fungi; Basidiomycota; Tremellomycetes; Filobasidiales; Filobasidiaceae. The transcript has a single exon. The record is from RefSeq and is a predicted model, not a curated record.
CUAUAAGAGACUUAUCGAGGACCGAUCAUCAUCCGAUCUAGCGAGAGUUGACCAUAAUACCCUUCCAUUCAACCCACGUGAAACGAAAGGAUGGGCGGUCGCGCGUUUCACAACCGAGGCUUACAAGCCCCGCGCCUCGCUCCGAAACUCUACACUUCGCUGGUCACCCUCUACCAACCUGUCCUGGAAGAGCUCUACGCACGGGUGGUCUGUCUGCCUUCGGUCUGGGAGAAACCGGAUCAUGGGGACAUUGAUUUCCUCGUCGUCGAGAGAGACGACUCGUCGAUCGACCCGGUUGAAUUAGCCGAUCGGCUGGGGGCCAAGGCGUUCAUCGUUAACGCACCGUCGACGAGCUACGCCGUACCUCAUCCGGACUUUACCUCCAGCUCAAAAGUCAUCGUGCAGAUCGAUAUCAGAACCUGUCCGAAAGAGACGUUCGACUGGCAAUCGUUCACGGGGUCAUAUGCCGAUCUAGGGCCGGUCUUGGCUUUCCUCUUACGGCCCGUCGCGCUCAAGAUCACCGAUAAGGGAUUUUUCCUGCGCGUCCCUCCAAGUCAAGCGUACUCGAAAGGGAAAGAAGAUAUGCUUCUCCUGAGCAACGAUCCCGAGGCGGUCAUGCGCUUCCUCGGGCUGGACGAAGAACGCUUCAAAGCGGGCUUCGCGACCGAGUUCCAGGUCUUUGAUUUCCUCCUCAGCGGACGCCUUCCGAGACCACAAAAGCUGUCCGGGGGUGAGUUGAGGAAGAAGGAUAGGGUGUUGGUCAAGAAGCGUCCGAUGUUCAGGAGGUUUGUUGAGGAUUACUUGUCGAGGCAAGGUGGCGAGCACGGGACCGAAGGCGAUGGCAAUGGCGAUGGCAAGGGCGAGGGCGAAGGCGAGGGCGAAGAAAACGAAGCGGGGAAGUACAAGUGGGAGACGAAAGAGGAGGUGAAGGAGGCUGCUUUAAGACAUUUUCACCGUCAAGUAAAAUACGAGGCGAUGUCGUAAAGAAGGGUGUUUCCGGCUAGCAAGGUACAACACCGUAUUGAGUAGUGCGGUAACGAGAUAGAUAGUAGUGUUCUAUAAGCGUAUGUAAAUGUACUUCCGGAUGUCUUGCCCGAUUCUUGUCGAUAUUACAGGUUGUAACGUGUUCUCACGAGGGGAAUCUGCCGGUAGCACACUUGCUUGUCUUAUGACGUGCUUCCUCGCCUUCAGAUGAGCUAGUCGCUCGGAUCGCCUCGCGCUCGAGUUCCGAUUCUACCUAUCUCGCUG